This is a messenger RNA of Pelagomonas calceolata, 2320 nucleotides long. Lineage: Eukaryota; Pelagophyceae; Pelagomonadales; Pelagomonadaceae. The record is from the annotation of a GenBank genome assembly.
UACAUGAGUAGUGCACGGUGGCGAUUCCUAGUAGAGUGCUGCGCGGCCCGAGCCCUCGGCCUCUGCCUGUGGCAGCCGACCCCCUCGCUGGCUCUGCCGUGUCGCACGCGCGAGGCUGUCAUUGCACUUGUCAUCAACAACACGGCAAGAACCACUCGAGACAGCGACGAAUUUCGAAGCGACGAACCGAAAAACCGCAGACAACACAAGUUGCUCUCCCUAGUCAGCAGAGACCAUGAGAGUCCUCCUCCUCGCAGCGCUACAAACGAGCAGCGCCUUCGCGCCGCCGACGCGCCCCCUACACGUCACGAAACCGCAGCGACAAACAUCCGUCCAGGCGUUACCGAGCUUGCCGGGCUGGGUGCCGUCGCUGCCGGCGGGCACGGGCCAGGUCGCCGGCGACCUGUCCUUGUUCACGGUGAAAACAUUAAUAGCGUGGGGCGUGCCGGCGUUCGUCGUGGCGUUGGUCGUCUUUCCUUUAGCAGAUGCCAUUUUUGGCGGAGACGACGAGGACCGAAAGUCACAGUUGGAGGGCGGGGCCUUCGGCGACGAGUUCGCCCUUGAAGAUGAACAACCACAACCUCCAGGACUGCCCUUCGGGCGGAAGAAGCCGCGCCGGGCGCCGAACCGACCCAAAGCGCCCCAGUACCUCAAGGUCGAGAGAUUGAACGAACGGCUCGAGUCCUUCGAGUUCUCGCUGGAGAGUGCGUCGGCGGGACGGUACGCGGCGCGUAAAGCGCGGCGCAACCGUAGAUUAGGCAAGGCCUUUGGGGACGAGCUCGGGUUGGCGGGGUUGUCGGACGACGGUCCGCGGCCAGUGUUUUUUUGUCUUCAACGUGUCGCGGCGACGGCGUCCCGACGCAUACGCCAUCGACGCGGCGCCCCGCGCAGCCCUCGACGCCGUCGCCGACGCUGAAAGAGACUACCUCAAGAAGUCCACGGAAGCCCGGAAGAACGUGCUCGUCGCGCGGGCGACGCUCCGCGGCCUCGCGGCGGCGACGAACGCGACGUCGGCCGAGAACGCCACGGCAGUCAUCGAAGAAAGCGGCCUCGGCGCCAAGGUCAAGAAGCUCAUGCCCUUCGGCGGCUCCCCGAAGUCGAACCGCGACGACGCUUUAAAUGCCUUAGCGGACGCGACCAAAGAACAACAAGUCGCCGAGCUCGACUAUUUGGGAGUUGUGGCUUCGCACCUGCCGGACGACGUAGCUAGAAGGAGACUAGGGCAAUUAGCAAGUGAAGGGCGCGACGGCACGCUCGAAGGAAGCUUGAGUGACGCAUUAUCCUUCCUGCGCAACUCCACGGAAGCGAAAAGAGCGUAUGUUUUACAGUUUGAUGGUGAUCCAGCAGCCUCCCAAACGGCAAAUUUGAGGGAAGAAGUGACCGCAGUGUUGAAGACCGCUGAUGCUUCGCGAGGCGACGAGGUCGUCCUCAAGCUGACGACGGGCGGUGGCACCGUGACGGGCUACGGCCUCGCGGCUGCCCAACUGUUGAGAUUGAAGGACGCCGGACUCAAAUUAACGGUGUGUGUAGAACAAGUUGCAGCUUCCGGAGGCUACAUGAUGGCGUGCUGCGGCGAUCGCAUCAUCGCGUCGCCCUUCGCCGUGCUUGGGAGCAUUGGCGUCAUCACGGACAUUCCUAAUGCGUAUGAGAGGUUAAAACAGGAGGGCAUCGAGUUCCAGACGGUUACUGCUGGGGAUUUCAAGCGGACCGUGACCCCUACGAAAAAAGUGACUAAAGAAGACCUCGCGAAGACCGAGGCCGACAUCAAGGAGAUCUUUUCAUUGUUCAAAAAAUUUGUGAAGGGGCAACGGCCAUCUCUGGACAUUGAAAAGGUCGCGACGGGCGAGACGUGGUUCGGGCAAGAUGCCUUAGAUAGGCACCUUUGUGAUGAGUUGCGGACCUUCGAUGAUGUCAAGCUCGACUUGUUUGAGGCGGGUGCUGAAGUGUUGCAGGUCACGUAUGCGCCGCCUCCUAACACUCCUCUGGAAGCUUUGCUGCAGCCGGCGGGCUCCGCGUCUUUAGUGGAACUGGCGAAGGCGGCCUUGCCCGUGCUCUCCUCUCUGGCUUCGUUGGAUGUCAAGGCCGGCCAGCCGCUCGCUCUUGAUGCCGAUAUUAGGGACCGCUACCGCCUCCAGGACGACCGCUGGAUGUCCUAGGGUAACAGACACAUAGUUAAUUCGUGCGUCGCGGCGACGGCGUCUGCCUUGUCGCGACGCGCGCCGGCGCCAAGCGAACACAAGUCCCUGGACAAGGACCUGAAAUCCGCCCCACCGCCGCGCGGCAGCCGCGGCACCAAACGAACACACACACAAACAGAAAG